Molecule: messenger RNA, 1237 nt
Organism: Zymoseptoria tritici IPO323
Lineage: Eukaryota; Fungi; Ascomycota; Dothideomycetes; Mycosphaerellales; Mycosphaerellaceae
Exons: 4
Coding region: 62-1237 (391 amino acids)
Source: RefSeq, a predicted model, not a curated record
CAGAAGCCAGAGGGAUAGAACGACUUUCAAGAAUUUCGUGCCGUUACAACGAGCGAGGGAAAUGGAGUCUGAAGAAGCAUUACGGUGGAGGAGAAAUGGUCACGCAUCGACACCGCCGGGCACUCGCCAACCAAUGACCAGAGCCCCUCAAGCACAAGAGAUAGUUCCUACGUCGAACAUAUCAACGCCAGAGGACGAUGCCCUUGAUUUCUCGCCAGCUCCAGAUUCAAAUGUACGAAAGUCUGAACUGAGUCCAACAUCCUCGGUAACAGCCACCGCCGAGCAUCUGUCCAGGCACGAGACCAAGCCAGGACCAAGAACCCUGAGAAGAAAAAAGGGGAAGAGCGUGAUGAGAAUGCCGCCUCGAGACAGUACACUCGACGUUCCGCCCGCACCUCACUCACCAUCUUCGGCAACCAACCAGCUACCGACCGAGCAAAUCCAAGCGCAAACUCAAGGGCUAUCCGACCAACCAUGUUCGUCAGUCUCAGCUCACAGUAGCACAGAGUCAGAUGGAACCUCCCCGUCCUUGACAUUGCGUGGUGGACAGGACGAAUCCAUCACGAGCCAGCCAAAUGAAACGAAUCAGUCAGCUGAUACUGAACACCACGAAACCGCCCAUCACGACUUACGUCAAACCGAAGCUGUCAACGAACCCAAAUUCAAAGAGUCCGUCCACAACUCGUCCGGAUGGCAAAUUUGGGUCAAGAUCAUCGUCACACUUGUCUUCGGCAUAGCUGCCAAGCACUUCCUACCGCAAACUGCCCUCGACAUGUCCGUCUCCAAUUCCUCGACUCCUGGAACGGAGUGGACGAUUCCCCCUCCCACGACACUGUUGGGCCUGAUGUCGGUCCAUAAUAAGGACUCGGCAAUGGACACUGCGGAGUUCGGACUGUAUCUCAAGACAGCGGUGACGAUUCACCAGGCGAUAUUGUUCGAGAAUAUGCGGGAACUUGCCCAAGAUGUACAUCGCCAGCAAAACGAUGAACUCGUCGAAAUGGAGAAGAUCAUCGUGGAGCUGCUGGAUCAAGGGUUACGUGAGAUUGAGAUCGAGCGGGUGAGGGCGCGGUUGUUGAGAGUGACAGGGACGUUGAGUCUUCGCACCAUUACUGCUCAGGAUCAUGACGCUGAAUUGCAUGGGAACGGGCUUGAGAGAGGUGUGGUAGAGGCAGUGAACCUUGUGGUGGAGGAGUAUUUGAGGAGCUGUACUCUCCGAGCUGAUACUCGAAAAGAUUGA